AUGGCUAACCGGACCGUCAAAGAUGCCCAUACCCUUCAUGGUACUAAUCCGCAGUAUUUGGUAGAAAAAAUCAUAAGGAGCCGAAUAUAUGAGUGCCAGUUUUGGAAAGAGCACUGUUUUGCUCUAACAUCCGAGCUCCUUGUUGAUAAGGCUGUAGAGUUGAAGUACAUUGGGGGCACAUACGGAGGUCUAACCAAACCGACUCCUUUUAUCUGUCUUGUUUUGAAGAUGCUCCAAAUUCAGCCCGACAAAGAUAUUGUCAUCGAGUUUAUUAAGCAAGAAGACUACAAAUAUGCAAGAGCACUUGGUGCAUUUUACCUGCGCCUUGUGGGGGAAUCGGUGGAAAUAUACAAGUAUUUGGAAGCUCUUUAUAAUGACUUCCGCAAAUUAAAACAGCAAGACACCACGGGCAAAUUCUCUAUAGUGCGCAUGGAUGAAUUCAUUGACCAACUCCUUAACGAAGAACGGGUGUGUGAUGUCAUCUUGCCACGGCUUCAAAAACGCUCUGUUCUCGAGGAUAAUAAUGCCCUUGAGCCGCGCCAGUCAAUUCUUGAUGAGGAUUUGGAGGACAUCAACAUCAACGAGGAACUUGAAGCCUCGCAGGAGAUUGACCAGCAGGAAGACAAGGAACGAAGGGAUCAGAAACGUGAAAGACAUCGCGACCAGGAGGAUGAGGAGGAGAGCAGGCGACAUCGUAAACACCGUCAUCGUGAAGAGCUGCCCUAUCGCAAUCACGAUCGCGAUCAUGACUACGAUAGACGACGUGAGCGAGACGAGAGGGAUAAACGGGAUAGACGACGACGAAGUCGAAGUCGUUCACGGGAUCGGCGGCGUGGUGACCGAGAGGACUCUUCAGACCGCAAACGUAGUGGCAAGGAUCGUGAUAGGGCUCACCGUCACUGA
Molecule: messenger RNA, 903 nt
Organism: Echinococcus granulosus
Lineage: Eukaryota; Metazoa; Platyhelminthes; Cestoda; Cyclophyllidea; Taeniidae
Product: Pre-mRNA-splicing factor 38A
Exons: 6
Coding region: 1-903 (300 amino acids)
Cellular component (GO): precatalytic spliceosome
Source: RefSeq, a predicted model, not a curated record